Hevea brasiliensis (rubber tree) is the source of this 4470-nucleotide messenger RNA. RefSeq names its product abscisic-aldehyde oxidase-like. The record is from RefSeq and is a predicted model, not a curated record. Lineage: Eukaryota; Viridiplantae; Streptophyta; Magnoliopsida; Malpighiales; Euphorbiaceae. Gene Ontology annotation, molecular function: 2 iron, 2 sulfur cluster binding; iron ion binding; FAD binding. The coding region runs from base 90 to 4205 and encodes 1371 amino acids. The transcript is spliced from 10 exons.
GUUACUGUGAUUCGCUUUUGCUAUUUACUUGCAUCUUUCAAGGCAAUGUGGAUGCCUGUUUCGCUACUUAGCAGUUUCUGCGUCUCCCAAUGCAGAACCAAAUGGAAGAAGAAAGACCGACUGGAACCAGCAAUCUGGUCUUUGCUGUUAAUGGACACAGAUUUGAGCUCUCAAGCGUUGACCCUUCUAUGACUUUGCUUGAAUUCUUGCGUUCACACACCAGUUUCAAGAGUGUCAAGCUCAGUUGUGGUGAAGGUGGCUGUGGUGCUUGUAUUGUGCUGCUCUCAAAGUAUGAUCCAUUACGUGAACAUAUUGAGGAUUUUACGAUAAGUUCAUGUCUCACACUGCUCUGCAGUAUAAAUGGAUGUUCGAUUACAACAACUGAAGGCCUUGGUAAUAGCAAAGAUGGGUUCCACUCGAUUCACCAAAGGUUCACUGGAUUCCAUGCCUCUCAAUGUGGCUUUUGUACUCCUGGAAUGUGCAUUUCUCUCUUUGGGGCACUUGUUAAUGCUGAAAAGACUGAUCGACCGGACCCCUUUCUAGGAUUCUCCAAGCUAACAGUCAUUGAAGCUGAAAAAGCUAUUGCAGGAAACCUUUGUCGUUGUACUGGAUAUCGACCAAUUGCUGAUGCAUGCAAAAGUUUUGCUGCUGAUGUUGAUAUGGAGGAUUUGGGAUUUAACUCUUUCUGGAAGAAGAAAGAGAGUCAGGAAGUAAAGAUAAGUAGAUUACCUUUCUAUAACCGUAAUCAUGAGAUUUGUACUUUCCCCAAGUUUUUGAAAAGGGAAGUCAAAUCUUCGUUGCCUCUAGAAUCUAAAAGAUUCUCUUGGUACAAACCUGCUAGCAUUGAGGAGCUUCAGAGCUUAUUAGACACCAUUGACGCUAACAAUGGGGUCCAGAUGAAAAUAGUGGUUGGUAACACAGGCGUGGGUUACUAUAAGGAACUAGAACACUAUGACAAAUAUGUUGAUCUCACACAUAUUCCUGAGCUCUCAGUCAUUAGGAGGGAUCAGUCUGGGAUUGAAAUUGGGGCAAGUUUGACUAUUUCUAAAGUUAUUGAAGCUUUGAAAGAAGAGUGGAAAGGUGAAUUUCUCUCAGAAUGUAAGGUGGUGUUCAAAAAAAUUGCAGUUCAUAUGGAGAAAAUCGCUUCUGAAUUUAUUCGAAAUACAGGCAGUGUUGGGGGAAAUUUGGUGAUGGCACAAAGAAAACAUUUUCCUUCAGAUAUUGUUACCAUACUUCUGGCAGCUGGUUCAUUGGUUGAAAUAUUAACAGGUACCAUGCGUGAAAAGCUUACAUUGGAGGAGUUUUUGGUAGGGGCUCCCUUUGAUUCCAAAAGUGUACUCUUAAAUGUUAAAAUCCCAAAUUGUGAAUCAAUUAAGAAUAUAUCUCCUGAAAGAAAUAGCAAGUUGUUAUUUGAAACCUAUCGAGCUGCACCUCGGCCCCUAGGAAAUGCUUUACCCUAUUUGAAUGCUGCUUUCUUAGCUGAAGUUUCCUGCUCAAAAUCAUCUGCUGGAAUCAUGUUAAAUAGAUGUCAGUUGGCUUUUGGCGCUUUUGGCACCAAACAUGCAAUUAGAGCAUGGAAAGUUGAGGAAUUUCUGGCGGGAAAACUUUUAACAAUUGAUAUUCUGUAUGAUGCUAUUAAAUUAGUUAAAGCUAAUGUAAUGCCUGAAGAUGGGACUAGGAAUCCUACAUAUAGGUCAAGCUUGGCUGUUGGUUUUCUUUUUGCCUUUCUUAGCCCCUUAAUAAAUACCAUUUGUAAUGGUUCAGUGAAUAGAUCUAUUAACACUUUGAUGUUCAAUGACGGAAAGUCAAAACAGAAUUAUGACUGUCUAGACCAUGUUAAAUUCCCUACUUUGCUAUCAUCUGCAAGGCAAGUGAUCCAAAUAAACAAAGAAUAUCAUCCCGUUGGUGAGCCAGUUACAAAAUCGGGAGCUGCACUUCAAGCUUCUGGUGAAGCUGUUUACGUGGAUGACAUUCCCUCUCCAAGAGAUUGUCUACAUGGAGCAUUCAUUUAUAGCAAAAAGCCUUUUGCAAGGGUAAAGGGUAUUGAAUUCAAUUCUAAAUUGCUCCCAGCUGGACUCACUGCACUUAUUUCUUUCAAAGACAUUCCAAAUGGUGGGGAGAACAUAGGUGCUAAGACCAUUUUUGGUCCUGAACCUUUGUUUGCUGAUGAGUUCACUCGAUGUUCAGGAGAAAGACUUGCUCUUGUGGUUGCAGAUACACAGAAACAUGCAGAUGUAGCAUCAAGCAUUGCAGUGGUUGAUUAUGACUUGGAAAAUCUGGACCGUCCCAUUUUAACUGUAGAACAGGCUAUUAAGAGAUCCAGCCUUUUUGAGGUCCCUUCUUUUAUCUACCCCAAACAAAUUGGUGAUGUAUCAAAGGGAAUGGCUGAAGCUGAUCACAAGAUUAUCUCUGCUGAGAUAAAACUAGGAUCACAAUAUUAUUUUUAUAUGGAGAAUCAAACUGCCCUUGCUGUGCCUGAUGAAGAAAACUGCAUGGUGGUUUACAGUUCAACGCAAUGCCCUGAGUUUGCACAUGCUGUAAUUGCUGAAUGUCUUGGGGUUCCUGAACAUAAUGUGCGUGUAAUUACAAGGAGGGUUGGAGGAGCCUUUGGUGGAAAGGCCAUAAAAGCGAUGCCUGUUGCUACUGCAUGUGCACUUGCAGCAUACAAGUUACAGCGCCCUGUCAGGAUGUAUCUCAAUCGCAAGACUGAUAUGAUAAUGGCAGGAGGAAGGCAUCCCAUGAAAAUAACUUUCAGUGUAGGAUUCAAGUCUAGUGGGAAAAUUACAGCCUUAAAUCUUGAUAUACUGAUCAAUGCUGGCAUAUAUCUAGACAUAAGUCCAGUUAUGCCACAUAACAUAAUGGGAGCAUUGAAAAAAUAUGACUGGGGUGCUUUAUCUUUUGAUAUGAAGGUAUGCAAAACAAACCUUCUAAGUAGAUCAGCAAUGCGAGCCCCUGGAGAGGUGCAAGGUUCAUAUAUUGCAGAAGCCGUAAUUGAACAUGUGGCAUCUUCUCUUUCCAUGGAUGCAGAUUCAGUUAGAGCCAUAAAUCUCCACACCCAUGAUAGCCUUAACUCAUUCUAUGAUGUUAGUGCUGGAGAACCUCUUGAAUACACUUUACCUUCAUUAUGGGAUAAGUUAGCGACAUCUUCGAGCUUUAUCCAAAGGACUGAAAUGAUAAAAGAGUUUAAUAGGUGUAAUUUGUGGAGAAAAAGAGGUAUUUCUCGAGUACCUGCUGUACAUGAGGUGAUGUUGAGGCCAACUCCGGGCAAAGUAAGCAUUCUAAGUGAUGGGUCUGUUGUUGUUGAAGUUGGGGGAAUAGAGCUGGGCCAGGGGCUCUGGACAAAGGUAAAACAGAUGGCUGCAUUUGGUCUUGGUUCAAUCAAAUGUGUCGGAGUUGGAGACCUCUUGGACAAAGUGCGAGUCAUAGAAUCCAAUACCUUGAGUUUAAUUCAAGGGGGGUUUACUUCUGGGAGCACUACCUCUGAGUCAAGCUGUGAAGCAGUUAGAAUGUGCUGUAAAACCUUGGUUGACAGACUGACACCUCUAAAGGAAAGGUUGCAAGCGCAAAUAGGUUCUGUAAAAUGGGACAUGCUUAUUCGCCAGGCCUAUUUGGAAGCUGUGAACUUAUCAGCUAGUUCUUUCUUUGUUCCUGACCUUGCUUCAAUGAGAUACCUGAAUUAUGGUGCUGCAGUGAGUGAGGUGGAGGUAGACCUUCUGACAGGACAAACAACAAUUUUGAGAUCAGAUAUUAUAUAUGAUUGUGGACAAAGUCUCAACCCUGCUGUGGAUCUAGGACAGAUUGAAGGAGCUUUUGUCCAAGGAAUUGGGUUUUUCAUGCUUGAAGAAUACACAACAAACUCAGAUGGAUUAGUGGUUGAGGAAGGCACAUGGACAUACAAGAUCCCUACAAUAGACACCAUACCAAAACAGUUUAAUGUGGAAAUAGCUAACAGUGGACAUCACCAAAAUCGUGUUCUGUCGUCAAAAGCUUCUGGUGAGCCACCAUUGCUCUUAGCAGCCUCAGUUCACUGUGCCACAAGAGCUGCUAUUAGAGAUGCUAGACAACAGCUUUAUUCCUGGGGUUGCAUAGACAGUUCCCAUUCAACAUUCAACUUAGAGGUCCCUGCCAACAUGCCUGUUGUGAAGGAGCUCUGUGGGCUCGACAGUGUGGAAAGGUACUUACAGUGGAAAAUGAGCAGCAACUGAACGGUGAAUUCUUUGAUAGCGGAUAGAAAAUUGUUGUUUAUCAGAAUUGGUACGUUGGCUUUCUAUUGAAAUAAAAUUCCUUGUAAUAUUAGCAGUUGCAUUUUACACUAAAUUGUGUCACACUAGAAUAAAGAGGGUGGCUUUGGUGCAAUAGUAAAGUUACUUUGCUUGUGACUUAGAGGUCACGAGUGGUUGUGUAUAUAAACUCUUCUCAAAGCUCACAAGUGUAUAAUGCUUAAUGCACAUGGUCACACGUUGUUUGUCA